Molecule: messenger RNA, 4040 nt
Organism: Sphaeramia orbicularis (orbiculate cardinalfish)
Lineage: Eukaryota; Metazoa; Chordata; Actinopteri; Kurtiformes; Apogonidae
Gene: trim25l
Product: tripartite motif containing 25, like
Exons: 16
Coding region: 147-2633 (828 amino acids)
Molecular function (GO): protein binding; zinc ion binding
Source: RefSeq, a predicted model, not a curated record
GACAAAACCGUCUUCUCUACACCUCUGGAUAUUUCUCUGUGCCUGUUCUGUUUAAUAUUUCUUUAAAUCUGUUGAUAACCAUCUCUUCAUCUCUGUUUUCAGCUUCUUGCCUGUUUCUUCGACCCAUAGUUUCUGGCUGAGAAAACAUGAGUGGUAAACUGUGGACAGAGGAGCAGUUCAACUGCCCCGUUUGUCUGGACCUCCCCAAUGACCCAGUCACCAUCCCCUGUGGGCACAGCUACUGCAUGGCCUGCAUCAAAGACUACUGGAGCAAGGAUGACCCUAAGGGGAUCUACAGCUGCCCUCAGUGCCGUCAGACCUUCUGCCCUAAACCAAACCUGUCCAGGAACACCAUGCUGGCUGAAGCUGUGGAGCAGCUCCGUAAAGGAAACCUGAAAGGUGAUGUACGUGAUUCUGUCCGGAGUGCCAGAAGUGUUGGUUCUUCAUCCAAAUCCAAAGGGAAGCUGUCCUCUGCGGCCGUGCCGUGUGACAUGUGCAAAGACAAACAACGGGCAGCAGUCAAGAGCUGCCUUGUCUGUAUGAGCUCAUACUGCGAGGCCCACCUGAAGCCCCACCAGACCAAGAAGGCCCUGAAGCAGCAUGAGCUGAUUGCACCUACAGGCAAUCUGUCUGAGAAGAUCUGCACCUCGCACAAGUAUCUGCAGGAGUUCUUCUGUCGACAGUGUAAGGUGUUUAUCUGCUGGCUGUGUACCAGCAACCAGCACAAAGGACAUGAGAGUGUGUCCACAAAGGCUGAACGACUGGAGAAGCAGAAAGUGCUGUCAGAGAUCCAGACAGAGAAUUCACAAAGACUGAAAGACAGAGAACAGGAGCUAAAAGACAUGAAGAAGAUGAUAGACGUUGUACAGCAUUCUGCGGAUAGGGUACAUGACGACACAGAGCAGGUAUUGUCGGAGCUGCUGCGCUCAGUGGAGCGUCUGCAGGACCUGCUUGAGGAGGUGCUGGAUCAGGCCAACAAGGAGAAGUUGGGUCAGGCCCAGGAUGUGGUGGAUAACCUAGAGGCUGAAGUCAAGGAGCUGAAGAGGAGGGAUAUAGAGAUGAAGGACCUGGCCCGUUGUGAAGACCACAUCCACUACCUGCAAACUUAUGAGUCCAUGUGUAGUCCUCUGGAGUCAGGGGACCUGCCCACUGUGCAUGUCAAUCCAGAAGCUUCCUUUGAGCCUCUACGAGACGCCAUAUUGGACCUCAGAGAGCACGUGGAAGACCUGUGUAAUCAGGAGUUGAGCAAAAUCACCAAGCAAGUGAAUGACGUAACUCUGUUCACUCUUGGAGAUGCCAGUCGGGCUGGCCAGAAAGGCGGGAUUUUUAAAUUGUUUUCUGGUCUGGGUUCUCGCAACGCAAACAGCCGAUCACCAGCUCCCACACCCAGUCUGUCCGUCGGAGCAAGGAGUGGAGAGAGACGAGGCCUUGGUUUGGGCCUCAAAAGUCAAGAUGUGAGAAGCAGAGACACACCAAGAGACAGAGGAAUCACAAGCUCACCCAGGCCAAGGGAACGGCAGAGAAGGGAGGAAAGAGAGACAGUGAGGGACACCAACUCAAGGCCAAGUCCAACUCCCAGCCGCAGAGAGUCCCACUCUUUAUGGUCCAGGUCCAGUCAGAGCCAAGCUGUCCCCGCUGCUGUCCCGGCCCAGAGCCCAGUCCCAGUCCUGGUCACCCCAGCCCCUUCUCCAGCCCCGACUCCAGCCCCGACUCCAGCUCCGACUCCGACUCCAGCUCCAGCUCCGACACCGGCACCCGCAUCAGCUGGAGGAUUCAGUCGGAUGGCAUCGAUCAGCAGUAUAUUCCGCUCCCAUCGCCGUGGUACUACCCCGGCCACGCCUGCUAGCCCCCCUGCCAAUACAACUCCAUCUGCUGGACCAAACCCAUGGGGAAUGUCUGCUGUGCCUGAAACACCAACAGAAGUUAACCCUAACCUCUUCUUGGACUCACCCACUCCUGACUCCAUGAAUCACGCCCCUGCUUUUCCUGCAUUGAGAGAAAUUAACAUUGACAGCAUCCAGGCACCAGAGCCAAGAACCAGAGAUGAGUUCCUCACAUACUGUGUGACCUUGACCCUUGACCCGAACAGCGCACACAGGCGGCUGGCGCUCUCUGAGGGAAACACCAAGGCCACCCUGCAGUCAGCAGCUCAGCCCUACCCCGAGACUCCGCAGCGUUUCGAUGGCUGGACCCAGGUAAUGUGCCAGAGCCCACUGUAUGCUCAGCGCUGUUACUGGGAGGUGGAGUGGAGGGGGCGGGGCUCCUCAAUGGGUGUGGCCUAUGGGGCACUAAACAGAAAGGGCUCAGAUGCCAGAGCUGGGCUUGGCUACAACGCUCAAUCCUGGACCCUGGAGCUGUCUGACACCUGCUGCUCAGCCAUGCACGACAAUGAAAAGAAGGAGAUACCGGUCUUCUACUCCCCUCGUCUGGGAAUCUACCUGGACCUGUCGGCAGGGACGCUGGCCUUCUACAGCGUGGCUGAGAGCAUGACGCACCUCCACACUUUCCGGGCUAAUUUCACUCAACCACUUUAUGCUGCAUUCGGGGUGGGCAGUGGGGUCGGGGUAGGUCUUGACUUUGCUCUUGGUCAGUUCAGCGCAAGUUCAGACAGCAUUAAAAUCUGUUCCAUUUGAGGAGGUUAAACAAGAAAAUGAUUGCAAACAUUUGGAUUCAGUUUCCAUCUUUUGAUUAAUGCACCAUUUAGUUGUACAUCGUAUUUUUGUUACCUGAAUUUAUUUAGUUUUUGUCAUAAAUUAUUUUGAUAUGGUCUCAUUAUAAGUGAAAACAUUUAUGAUGAAAAUUAAUCCACCAAAUUAACAGAUGAUCCCUUGUAAAUGUUUAUAAUUUGAGACCAUCAUGGCAUCUCAAUUUUGUUUGAAUGUUCUUAAUGAUUCAUGUUUUGAAUAACGUAAGAAAUGUUUUAUUAUAAUAAUGACCGUUUUAAAUUCUAAAAUUAAUCAUUGCCUACAUGACUCAGACAUUUCCUCACGUAAAUAUAUAUAUAUAUAUAUAUAUAUAUAUAUAUAUAUAUAUAUUCAAAACACUGGACAGCAAAAUAUUCUUUUGCUGAAAGAGGAAUUAAACAGUUUUAAUUGAGAUGCUAACCUUAUGUUUGUAACUUAUUCUUUUUCGACUGAUCAAUCUUCAACAUUCACACAAAUACAUCCAUUAAAAUCAGUUUAGACUUUGUUUCGGGGAAGAGGAAUGUUCAUGACACAAUUUCCACUCACAACAUCCAGUUCAAGUUAUAAUAAACCACUCAGUCACUCACUUCGUUUCCAUUGCUUUAUUUUAAAAAAAAGAGGCAACUGAAUAAUAGCCAUGAGUAGUUUACAGAGGAUCAGGUUUUCAAAAAGGAGGCAUGAAGAAGUCACAGGGCAUUUUACAAUUCACCAGACUUGAACCUCUUGCCGCAAAUCCCAUCAUCAGAAAGCAAAGGGAUUUUAUUCGAGUUGAUUUCACAACUACAGCUAACCUAAGGUAUGAACAGUCAGAAUGUGCAUUCCCUCUGCUCUAAUCCUCCUACAUGAACCUGAAGCUCUUCAUCGAUUGUUUAAUACAGUAUGUUAUAGCUAAUUCUCACAAAAUGCCUUACAUAAACACAAGUAUGAGCCAGAGAAGCGGAUUUAUUAAAAACAAAAAACAGUUUUAGCUUAAAAUGACUUCCCUUAUGUGGGCUUUUACACAUGGAAAACACAAAACUGCUACAUAUAUUAAACUCUUAUGACCAAAUGUUAGCCAAUAUUAGCAACAGGCACACAUUAUACUAAACUUAGCAUUAAUAUGUUAGAAUUAAUAUACUUCAAAUACUCAUGUCAGUAAAACAAUGGUUAAAAAAAUAAAAGUGCAAUUAUAAUAAUAAUAUUACUAAGUGGGUGAGUCUGGCUGGCUUUACAAGGGAGAGCAGCACUCAUGAUGGAAAGGUCAGGGGUCAACCUAGGGUUCAAGCACACAGAUUUGAGCUUACUAUUAUCUUAACAGGAUAUUUUGGACUUUUAGAUGUGCUCAAUGGCCUUGAGAUCGAGUCAAGACAAAAAAAA